ACGUCGUUAAAAUUUUAAUGCCUGAAAUUUAAAAUUUAUUAUUAUUUAAUUAAAACUAGUGAAUUUUUAUAAAUUAAUGCCUUAAUAAUUAUAUACAUUUAUUUGAAUAAUGUUGAGAAGUGAUUUAGGACAGAUAUCUAGUGCUCUUCCUCAAUUUCGUGAUAACAUCUCUACAGGAUUACAUCAAACAUGUUUAUUAGAAAAAAAUUUAACAAUAGAACAAAUUCCAAUUUAUGUGUCACGACCAACACCAGCGUAUCACAAUAGAACAAUACCAGCCGUAAAUUCAUUCCAUAAAUCAGUUUCUGUUUGUAAUUCAAAUAAUUACACUGAUCGACUGAUUCCUCCACGUCGUCAGCAAAAUUUUGAUGCAACUAGAUAUAAACUUAUGAAUCAAUCACUGCCAAUGGACAAUGAAAUUAAACCAUAUCUCGAUGUCAUUGAACAGAUAAACAUGUUGAAUACUGGUUGGAAGAAGCGACUGGUGACCCAGAACUUGAAUCAGCUUAAACUUUUUAAAGGGAUCAGGAGUCAGAGAAUUUUUAAUUUUAAUAGCAAACCACCAUUAUUUUCAACUGAUUGCCUCAAAUCGUGUGUCAAUGUUAAUAAAAAAAAAAGUGUCAUUCAAAACUCGUCGUUUGAUGGUGUUUGGAAAGCUAAAUCUCGUAAUAAACCUCUGCUAAAGUAUUGGGAGACUGCUGUAGAAUUAUCUGGAUACAUUCAUUUUCCAAGUCGUGGAGCUGUUGAUUGGAGUGGAAAAAAUAUAAUUAUGGUUGCAGUUGAGCAAGAAAUACUUCUUUUCAAAGAUACAUGUGUUACCAAGAGCCCCUCAAUGAUAGUAAACAUUGAGCCUACAAAUAUUGGGACAGCAAAAAUUCGUUGUGUUAAAUGGAAUUAUUCUGGAGAUUGUUUUUUAAUGUAUUCAGAGUCAUUGAAAUUGUGCUGCUAUGAUGUCUUAUCAUCAAAAGUUAUUUGGAAGCACAAUUGUGUGUGUUCACGUUGUAUAAUUCGUUGUAUCGCUUGGACUCAUUCGGAUCGUCAAGUGGUCAUAGGAUGUAACGAUGGAAUAGUGUGUAUCUUUAAUGUUUCUGGAUCAAACGCUGAGAUAAUUGAUUAUGCUUCAGUACAUCAGGGUAUAAUUUUGGAUUUAGUAAUAUCACCAAAUGAUGAUUUUGUAGCCACUACGGGAACAGAUAAAAAUAUACGUAUUCAUUCGCUCAAAGAAAUGAUUCCAUUUCUUGAAAUUGGAUACUACGAUUCAUCAGAGGCAUUGGCAUGGCAUCCAUGGGAAAAAGGAAUUCUCUGUAUAGGCGGAGGGCUUGGUGAUGGUUCUUUAUCCCUCUGGGACGUCCCAAAGCAGAAGUCUCUCGAUUAUAGACGAGUUAACUUUUUAAGUCGCGUGAAACAUUUGGCCUGGAAUAACCUAAGUGGAGAACUGGUUGUUGUGUGGUACUACUGGAAUGAUAGUGACACUCGUUUAACGACUAUUCCUGUUUUAGCAAGUUGGAACCAAAUUGUCGAUGCGAUAUCUAUUCAAAAAACUACACCUUUAUUAACUUUCAAGAAUCGUAUUGCCAACGUUAUGUGGAACCCUUAUCACACUAAAAUUGGCUUACAGACAGCCGAUCGUAUGUAUUUAUAUGAUUUUUUUGGUGAUAGCGCAACUGAUUGGAAGGAAAAUAAUAAAAAAAGUAAAAUACGUCCUGCUGGUCAGAAAAGUAUUUUUGAUCUUAAUUGUAUAAGAUAAUCCCAUUAUGUAGAUAUAUUAAUAUUUAUAUUUAUUGCUCUAUUACUAUUACUAUUUAAAAAGUUUUUAAUUUAGGUUUUCAUAUUAAUAAAAGUCGAUUUUAUUCAUUAAUUAUUAAUAAUGUGAUAUGGUGACAUGCCAAAAAUGAAAAUAUAAUUAUUUAAAUAUCCUUUAGGCUAAAAAUAUUUAUGCAUUUGUUAUAGUGUGUUGCUGUCUAUGCGUGAUAUCUCGUCUAGUUGACAACCUUCAAACGAGUCUAUUAAUUCAACUCUGCAUAUAUGUCUAUACGUCAAUCUCUUUUUUUCAAGCUCAUCUAAAUUUUUUUUUUUUUUUUUUUUUUUUUUUUUUCUAUCGUUGAACAUUGAGCUAUUCAUUAUACAAAACUCGCCAUAGUAAUUGCUGAUGUUGUUGUUUUUAUUUCAACUAAAAAAACUAUAGUAAAAAAAAAUAUAUUUACUUUUUUAUCAUUACACAUAAUAUAUUGAAAAUCAAAUCACUUAAGUAGUUUGUACAAAUUUUGAAUGUGUUGAUAAUCUUAAUAAUUUAUAUUUUUAAACUUUUCUUGUUGAUAGUAAUAGAAAAGAAAAAAAAACAAUUACAUCAUACACAAAAGUGGAUUCUUUGGUAGUAAAGAGAGAGAAAUAAUAAGAUGCCUACUUAACUAUUCUUUGGUCUUGCUGGUAAAUAUAUAAUAUAUAUAGUCUUUCACUCUCACUAUCUAACAGCAUUUAUCAUGGAGACAGUCAACACACCAGCAAACUUUACCAACUAUCACUGAACGCAAAUGUCUUUUCCUUAUUUUAUUUUUAUUUUUAUUUAUUAUUAUUAUUGUUAUUAAACAUAUAAUAAAGUAAUCUCUACUAAAGUGGAGAUAGGCUACUUCAGUAGCUUACAUUCACCCUGAUUAGUAUGUAAACAGAUAAAUUUUUUGAUAUUGGUAAUUUCUUUAAUAUAAACCGGCCCCAAGUAAUUCGUUGUUUGGUUAUACAUGGUACACAUGAUAAUUUUUAAAAUAUUUAGUAAAAAAGUUGUUGUAAAAAAUCUCAAUAUCUAUUAAUAUAUAUAUGUAUUUAUUAUUUUUUACUG
This is a messenger RNA of Microplitis demolitor, 2833 nucleotides long. Its product is annotated as protein cortex. Gene Ontology annotation, molecular function: anaphase-promoting complex binding; protein binding; ubiquitin ligase activator activity. Gene Ontology annotation, cellular component: anaphase-promoting complex. The record is from RefSeq and is a predicted model, not a curated record. Lineage: Eukaryota; Metazoa; Arthropoda; Insecta; Hymenoptera; Braconidae. The coding region runs from base 110 to 1747 and encodes 545 amino acids. The transcript is spliced from 7 exons. Gene Ontology annotation, biological process: anaphase-promoting complex-dependent catabolic process; positive regulation of anaphase-promoting complex-dependent catabolic process; positive regulation of ubiquitin protein ligase activity.